AUGCCACUAAAACGAACUCCUCCUCCACCUGCUUCUCCUGCUCGCAGUGAGUCAGCGCCUGAUCUGGCAGCUCCUAUUUCGAGCCGAAAGGUACAGGCAGACGCUUUCAGACAGAGGCGACCGCGAGAAGAAAUAACCUUAAAUGAUCUCAUGGAUAGCAUGUCAUUAUGGAAGUCUGUGCUUGAGGAUUUUAAGAACGACCAGGAUCGUAGGUUGGAUACUCUACAGGCAUCUGUCGUUGACAUUCGGAAGCAACAUGAAGAAAAAUGGGCUUCUUUACAGAGUUCAAUCUCUGAAUUAAGACAACAGAAUGACGAUAUUCACUCAUCCAUAGAAUUCCUCGCUAAACAAAAUACUGAACUGAAAGAUAAAGUUGUCGCUAUGGAACGCGUACAGAAAGAAAAUAAAGAUUAUAUUAGAGAUUUAGAAGAAAAAAUAGAGACACUAGAGAGAGAAAAUAGGUCAUCCACCUUAGAAAUCCGUAACAUUCCAGUAACAAAGUCUGAAACAAAAGAUGACCUUCUGAAUAUAUUUCAUAAGGUUGCAAAUGCUUUAAACGUAAAUGUCUCAGUCUCUGAUGUAAACGAUAUCUACAGGGUCAGCACUAAGUCAGUCACCAACAAGCCUAUUGUUUGCAAAUUACAAAGUGCACUUUUGAGAGAAAGAUUAUUGAAGUCUGUCAAAGAUUUCAACAAAGCGCAUAAAGAAAAUCGAUUCAGCACUGAACACAUCCACAUGCCCGGAGUUCCUCAACCCAUCUUUAUCGCGGAAAACUUAACACCUAAGAUGAGAAGACUGUAUUUCCUUGCGAGGAGUUUUGCUGGUACAAACGAUUAUUCGUUCUGUUGGCUCUCUCGUGGAAGAAUAUAUCUAAGAAAAAGAGAAGGUCAUAAAACUUUUAAUAUUAACUCUGAAACAGACUUGAUAAGGCUUGAACACAACAAAUGACUAGAUUCAUCUAAAUUGCUCCUCAUGAUUUUAAUUUUAGGUUUUGUUAUACUUUAUGUUAAAUCAUACACACUAUACAUUUUUUCUACACUCACUAUUUACAAAUUACAAUUCCACACGCAAUCAUUCUGUAAUCUCUUUGCAACUAUUAUAGAUGUUAAUUAUAUACUCUAUUCAAUGUACACAUAUAUCACCUGCAAUGUUCGAAUGAGAAUAUGUACCGAAUUCUGCACAUUUUAGAAACUAAAUGCUUCAGGAGGCUUACGAUAUCGAAUAAUAAUUUAAAGGUAAAUUUUAAAAUUUUCAACUGCAAUAAUGUUCGAUUCUUAUUUCUUGGCCGUGAUUAUUUUGUCCUUUGUGUUUUGAAUAAAUGCUUUUCUGUCAUUGAUUUGAAUUCUAUAAGUAAAGACAUAAAGGACAUAAAUACUAAAUUUGAACUGGUAUUAUCAAAUCAAAUCUGCUGGUUAUAACUUUGGUCAUCUAACUAUGAAAUCAUUUAUACUUAAC
Molecule: messenger RNA, 1455 nt
Organism: Diatraea saccharalis (sugarcane borer)
Lineage: Eukaryota; Metazoa; Arthropoda; Insecta; Lepidoptera; Crambidae
Source: the annotation of a GenBank genome assembly